UGUUCUCUGUUUUUUUUUUCGAGUAAAAUUAAAGCAAAACAGAUUAGAAUGUAGAAUAGGAUUAUUACGGGCGAACAAGAUACUUCGCUCCCCAUGUCUGGGCAUCUGCCCGAGGAAACUGCGAUCCUUGCGCUCCCUUCUAACACCCCUUCAUCCUGUGUGUCGUAACCAGACGUUUCACGGCCGUGUCCAGCCCUUCCAGCUCGUAUCGUCACAAUCACACGCCUCGCCGUUUCUGCCUCAGGUCUGGUGUGGUCGUUAGCUGGAAACUGAAUGUCAUCUAAACAAUCGAUAUCCGAGUCUCUAUUACUACAGAUAGUCUUCUAGUGGAAUAGAAUGUGAUUUUUAUUCCACUUGUUGUGGUUGUACACGAUCUAGUUGAUUCCGACUUGAAUUCUAUCGUUAUUACCCCGAUCUAAAAUGAGUGCAUGGAUGCGUGUCAUGUUCAAUUAGGGAAACUCAAGGGCGUAAUUUGUUCCACAGAUGCACACUUAUCAACUAAUUCGCUUCAUUGUAUUGUCGGUGAUGCUUUAAGUACAUUUUGAUUUGGAUCAGUACCAGAAAAUUGCAAGGACUCAUGGCGAGGAUAAAACCUCAAGCUCUCCUGCUGCAGAGCAAAAAGAAGAAGGGCCCAAGCCGUACUAGUGCUGCAACAAUUGUUAUGUACACACUCAUUGUUGCCGUAAUGGUUUUUUUUCUGUUUGCCACAUACAGGCACUGGUCGAGAAGGUCCAUGCUCCAAACAGAUGCAGGUGAGGGCGAAAGUUUGUUUGCAGGACAGAAGAAAUCUGAUUUUGCCAAAUAUGCUCUCAUACAUACCACAAAAGGCAUGAUAACUGCUGAGCUUCAUAAGGACAGUUCUUCCGAAGUUGUUGACGAAUUUAUUGAUUUGUGCGGAAAGGGACACUUUAAUGGGAUGCAACUUAUCCAAGUUGUUAAAAACUUUUUUAUUCACGGAAGUAAGGUUGAAAGACAGGAAACUACAGAAGAAUGGACGUCAAGGGUAAAAAGUUAUGCUCACCUUGACACAAGCCUGAAGCAUGAAGCAUUUAUGAUUGGUACAUCCAAGGCAAAAUAUGAGGUUGGAGGAUUUGAUAUAUUUAUAACAACUGCUCCAAUUCCUGAUCUGGGUGAAAAGGUUUUGGUAUUUGGGCGUGUCAUCAGGGGUGAAGAUGUUGUUCAGGAGAUUGAGGAAGUGGAUACAGAUAAUCAUUAUCGCCCCAAAACUGUUGUAGAGAUUACUGGAAUUACUGUCAAACAGAACCUUUGAUGGCUGUGAUGAGAGCCCAUCAACACCCCCCUUCCCCCACCACACUUGUAUGUGCAGGACAUAUCUGCAAUUGUACCAGUUUUUUUUGCCUGUAAUUUGCUCAAUUUUGCCUGUUGUGUUUUCGGGUAGCAUUAUGCACCUGGUAAGUAUGCUCCAUCUUUUGUUUUUUUACACUUUAGUUGUGACAUGUUGAAUUUUACACUAGUCAAAUGCUCUAUUUUGGCAACACUAGUCAAUGUACCUUUAAUUUAUUGAUGUAUGAGAAUUAUAUUGAAAAGUAUUGUUGAAUUCUAUCUCAUUAGAAUCUGAUUAAAUAUAUAAUCUGAUUUUAA
Cuscuta epithymum is the source of this 1602-nucleotide messenger RNA. NCBI's taxonomy places the organism in Eukaryota, Viridiplantae, Streptophyta, Magnoliopsida, Solanales, Convolvulaceae. The record is from the annotation of a GenBank genome assembly.